Messenger RNA from Ooceraea biroi (clonal raider ant), 1253 nucleotides. RefSeq lists its product as uncharacterized. The record is from RefSeq and is a predicted model, not a curated record. NCBI's taxonomy places the organism in Eukaryota, Metazoa, Arthropoda, Insecta, Hymenoptera, Formicidae.
CGAGAUUGGUCGAAUCCUUACGUUACGUCUUACUGAAUUUUGUCUGCGAAGGCCCUUAAUAGACACAGCUACGGCCUCUAGUUGCGCUCUUCUUUCUAACUCAUCAAAAGAUCCAAUAUUUUUGAACUCUUCGAUUUGUUGUUAUGCGUGUUUUAUUAUAAAUUACAACUCAAGAUUGACGGAGAGAGAGAAAAUUGACAAAUAAUGCCGAACUUCGGGGAGUUAUCUUUUUAUUAAAGGAAGAAAAGGGUAAUAACAUACUGCAUUGCAUCAUAACCUGUAUUGUACCGUGCUGAGAAUGGAAGACACUGUGGAGACUCCGCGUCCGAGUCCGAAACGCAAAUCUGAUAAAAUAAACACAAUGACAAAAUUGCCCAGUGCAACCAGCACCCCUGCGGUGAGCAACGGAGUCGCACAAUUAAAUGGCAGUGCCAACGGGUUAAACUCUAUUACGCCACAGAAAGUAUCAUCACGCAGGCUAAAUCCACCAAGACCGCAUAAUAUAGAAGAAUUGGUUCGAGUAGAGAAAUUAAAUGCCGAAGAUGCAACUAGCACGUUCAAUCUGGAGGACUUGUCAGACAGCGAGGAUGUCUGGAUUAUGGAUCUACCCAGAUUAAUAGACCCACAAGAGCUUUACGGUCAAACGAUAAUUUUGGGUGACAAAUCGAAAUUUAAAAUUAAAGGCGAACGAUACUGUACAGUAGCUCACGAUAAAAAAGACGAUGUUACAUGUGUUCUCAAUGUCGGGAAGGAGGUACUGCAAUAUAAGACUAUAAAUAUCAAAUCGACUGGUUCGUUAACGGUAAGAAGGAAAUUACCCGCAGCAGUAAAAGUACAGCCGGUACCUACGGAUAACUCUGGUGUGCAAGUUCCUGAUAAUCUGAAAAGAAGACAUCCAUUGUUUGGCGUUAUGCGGGAACACAAGAAACGAAUGCGGAAACGUAGCUCGCGAUCUUCUUUAAACAAAUGAAGAAAGUGGAUUUCUGUUAAACAGACUGGAAUGAUUUUAAUAAAAUGUAAGAUACUUUAGAUGACAAUUUUUUUAAUGAAAGAUUCUCUGUAAAAAUAUCAAUUGAUCCCUUUUGGUCGUAAUGACUACAAGUUUAUGUAAAUUUAAGUCUAUGUAAGUGUGUAAUAUUAUGAGCCACGUGUUCACUUGUACAAAUAUUCAUAAUACAAAUACAAAUAAGGAUAGAUAAUUGUAUCAGAACAAAAUGUCACCUGUACAAUUAAAAUUAUUCUAUAUAUUGGAA